Molecule: messenger RNA, 2103 nt
Organism: Mercurialis annua (annual mercury)
Lineage: Eukaryota; Viridiplantae; Streptophyta; Magnoliopsida; Malpighiales; Euphorbiaceae
Exons: 12
Coding region: 228-1883 (551 amino acids)
Source: RefSeq, a predicted model, not a curated record
UCAAAGAACACCGCGAAUUAAACUAAACAUCUCUAAACCGUGUAUCACGACUAUACCAAUGACGUGAACGGUCCAGAUCUAACACAGCUCUUUCAGAACUCCAAACACAGCAAAGAAAACUUGAAAACAAAAGACAAAUAAAACAGAAGAGUAGAGCGGAAUUUGAUCGACAGCACCAAAUCGGAGUAAAAAAAUUAGGGUUACGGUUUCGAAAAAUCAACACAAAGAUGUGGCACGAAGCAAGAAGAUCGGAGAGGAAAGUGCACGACAUGAUGGACGCAGCUCGAAAACGAGCUCAAAGAAGAGCUGUCUAUUUAGCUAAACGAAGAGGCGAUCCUCAGCAAUCUAUUCAAGUCGUCGCCUCUCGUUGCCGGACUUAUCGCGACGACGCUCUCUAUCAAGCCACACAAGAUCAGCAAGGCCUGAUACCUUGGAAUGGGAAGCAGGAUGUUUUAAUUGACAGAUUUGACGGACGAGCGUUGCUUGAUUUCAUUAGAGAGUCUAAGAGAUUCAGGCAGCCGGAGAAAUCGGAGGAAGAAGAAGAACUAGAAGAGUUUGUUAGUUUUGAGCGUUAUCGAGAUUUAAUUAAGCAUCGGCGUAGAGGAUUUACUGAUGAAGAAGGUUUGCAACACGUUAAUCAAGAAAUGGAAGCUAAGUUUACUCUUCCAUUUGCUUCUGAUAGUACUUCUCAAGCUUCUGCGGGCAAGGGUUCGUACUCUCAAGUAGGAUUCUCUUAUGAUGGUGAUAGUAAAGAGGAUUCUCAAUUUUUAGAUGGAGAUGGUAACGAAGAAGAUGAUGAAGAUGAUGAUGAGGAAGAGGAUGAUUUCAACAGUGAUGAUAGCAAUGAUGAGGGGAUGGAUCUGAUAGCAAAAGAAUUUGGAGUGAAGAGGUAUGGAUGGCUUGUUUAUAUGGAUAAGAAGGCAAAAGAGGAAGAGAAAAGGCAGAAGGAAAUUAUCAAAGGCGAUCCUGCAAUUAGGAAGCUGAGUCGCAAGGAAAGGAGAAAAGCUUCUCAGGUAGAAAGGGAAAGAGAGCGAGAAGCUGGCCGUAUAACAGGAACUCGAGUGCUCCAUCAUGAUCCAUACCGGGAAGCUAGACGAAGUCCUACGUACGAAGCUUAUUCUCAUUAUAGAAGGUCAAGAUCAAGAUCAAAGUCGCGUUCAUAUUCUCCAAUCCAUUCAAAGCGCUAUUCUCGUGGGGGGCAUUCUGAUGAAGUUCAUCACAGCAAGCCAAGGACUCCUAAGAUAGAAUUUAUCACGGAGUUUGGGAGCUUUGGAGACAGGGACAAGCUGAAGAUUGAAGGAUAUUCUCCACCAGCAUCUCCACCAUCACAAGCUACCUUGAGCCGGCCAUCUUCUGGUCACAUACUUGAGGCUCUGCAUGUUGAUCCUGCAUCUGGUGUAUCCUUUGACAAGGAGAAGAACACCAAAGUGUUGAAACCAGCAGUGAGCACGUCAUCAGCGCUAGCAAAGUUAACCAAGGGAAGUACUUCUGGGGGACCCUCAAAACAGCAGCCAGGGGAGAAAAAGGAAACUCCUCAGGAGAGACUUAAAAGGAUCAUGAGCGUACAACUAAACAAACAAAUAAAGAAGGAUUCUGCUGCUGAAAUGGCUAAGAAACGAGAACAGGAGCGUCAGAGGCUAGAGAAACUUGCAGAAACAAACCGGUUAAGCCGUUAUAGGCGCCGCAGCCGCAGCAGGAGCUAUAGUCGUUCUCCACCUAGAAGACACCGGAACAGCAGAAGUCCUAGUCGGAGUAGUUCUCGAAGAUAUCAUUCUCGCUCCCGUUCCCCAUCUCGUUCGCACUCACGGUCCCACUCCCACUCCCGCUCUCCUUCUCGCUCCCGCUCACCUAGACGGGUUAAAAGUCGAUCAAGGUACUCGUGAAGAUACAUUAGCAUCAUUACUGUUAUACUAAUUAUAUUUAUUUAUGCAAUAUGCUUUCUUAAAAGUACCAGUAGCCCUUUUGUCCAAAAAGUAUUUAUAAUGAUGACUGGUAGUUGUAUGAGCUGCUUUGUCAUCCGCUGUGUUUGAUUCUUUUGCUGAGUUGCAUCUACCAUUUUGUGCAUUAUGCGACGAAUGAGAAUGACUUAAUAUUCAACAUCAA